Messenger RNA from Oryzias latipes (Japanese medaka), 3639 nucleotides. RefSeq names its product cholinergic receptor, muscarinic 5b (gene chrm5b). Gene Ontology annotation, cellular component: plasma membrane; synapse; dendrite. The record is from RefSeq and is a predicted model, not a curated record. Gene Ontology annotation, biological process: chemical synaptic transmission; adenylate cyclase-inhibiting G protein-coupled acetylcholine receptor signaling pathway; G protein-coupled receptor signaling pathway, coupled to cyclic nucleotide second messenger. NCBI's taxonomy places the organism in Eukaryota, Metazoa, Chordata, Actinopteri, Beloniformes, Adrianichthyidae. Gene Ontology annotation, molecular function: G protein-coupled serotonin receptor activity; G protein-coupled acetylcholine receptor activity.
UGUAAUGGGUCUUUUAUUGGUCAAAGCAGAGAAAAAAUAUAGGGACUUGAAAUGAAUAAAUGGGGUUCGGUAAAAGACAUGGGCUUAAGCAAAGUGAAACUUUGUAGGAGUUAGAAUUAGAAUUAAGUUUGGGAGCUUGAAAACGAAAUAUGAUAAGAUUGGUUGGGUCCCUCAUGACUUGUUCUACCUUAAUGUACUUUUCUGUCUUUACAGAUUUCAGCCACAACAUAUUUCUGUUAUUGUGAAGUCUAAAAACAGGUCACUUUCUAAAGUAUUUGCAUCCGCUUUGAAGCUCAAGAUAAGAAACGUAACUUAGUUCAACAUAAUACAUUCUGGCCGACCCUGCCAAUAGAUGAGCCCAAAAUUGACCUCCAGCUGGACAAAGCUAGUUCUUGACUCAUCCCAAGGAUAGUGCUUUAUAUCAACUCAAGUGUCAGAGGUGCUGACAGCACGCUGUGCAUGGCGUGAUGUCGCUGGUCUCAUUGUGUCAACAGGAGUCAACCAGAUGCUCCCGGAUAUGCUGAAGUACUUUGAGGCUCUCUGCAGCUUUAUCUGGAUCAAUGCGAUGCUGUAAGAGCUUUCUUUGAUAUUUUUGGUUGAGGCCUGGAAGUUAAGCAGAAUGCAUGACUCAUAUCCUCGCAGCCCGUGCUCUUGAUGUUUGUUCUCCACGCAUGAUGUAAGGAAAAACACGUUUUUUUUCUUUUUCUGCUGCAGAGGUUCAUCUCCACAGUGGAGGUUAAAAAAAAAAAAAAAGAUAACGAGGAACACGAGGAAACUCAUCCCAACGGGGACCACGCCGCUGAGAGCAAUCUGAAAUCUUCAGUCACUGCUCCAACUCUCACACCCUCUGCCUCUGAAGAGUUGGUACGCUCAAAUGCGCCCCGGAUUACCAACCAAGUCACCGUGAAGUGGGACACAUGUGGCUGAUUGAGGAGCAAGCAGUUUUCCUCUCUGAUGAGAGCAAGCAGGUCUGCUGCGCUGCUGUCCUCAAACGUGCCUCCUCCUCCUCCUCCUCCUCAUGCUGCUCCUCCCCCUGAGCUUCAUCCCACUCCUCCACCUCCUUCACCUCUUGUUAAAUGUUCUUCAGGACUCAGAGGCAGCGUGAGGCUUCCGUCUGUGUGAUGUCCUGAUUACGGCUGCUGGGGAUGUAGGCGAGGAUUAAAGGAGCGCUUCCCUUCACCUUCUCGACUGUGGACUUACUAAAACUUUCCUUUCAUCUUUAGUGAACGUCUACCUGACCACUUGGAAGGAGGAGCAGUCUGACGGCGACCCAGGCCGGCUGUUCUGCUCCUCAUCUUCUCUCAGAAAGCUGGAGCUCUCAGGAGCAGCAGGAAGCCACGCCGCUGACAAACUUCUCCUGAUGCGAGAGCCUCACUCAUCGCAAACCGCGGAGCAUAAUAGGCUCUGCCAUGACCUACCUGUGUUUGAAGAGAGUGUUUUUCACGUCGCUGGAGAGGAGGGGCACAGAGCGAAGGACGCUGUGAGGCGCUGUGAGGCGGAGAGGGCGCCGUGUUUGGCCGACGCCACACAGGGAGGACACCUCGCUGCUCAUGGAGCCUCAGAGCAUCUCUUCUCAUCUGUCCCAGUGACUCGUACGGCAGCACGAUGAACAGCUCCUCUGGUAACAGUACCCACGUGCAGACGCACAGCCUCUGGGAGGUCAUAACCAUUGCCACGGUGUCGGCCAUCGUCAGCCUGAUUACCAUCAUUGGAAACAUGCUGGUCAUGCUGUCCUUCAAGGUGAACAGCCAGCUGAAGACUGUUAACAACUAUUAUCUUCUGAGUUUAGCCUUCGCAGACCUCAUUAUUGGAGUGUUGUCCAUGAACCUGUACACCACGUACAUCCUGAUGGGCUACUGGUCCUUGGGGAACCUGGCAUGUGAUCUCUGGCUAGCGGUGGAUUAUGUCGCAAGCAACGCUUCUGUCAUGAACCUCCUUGUUAUCAGCUUUGACAGAUACUUCUCUAUAACGAGGCCGCUGACCUACAGAGCUAAGAGGACACCAAAGAGAGCUGCCAUCAUGAUCGGCCUGGCAUGGCUCAUCUCGUUUGUGCUUUGGGCACCACCCAUUCUCUGCUGGCAGUAUUUCGUAGGAGAGAGGAAAGUGCCAACGGACCAGUGCCAAAUCCAGUUCUUGACCGAGCCUGUGAUCACCUUUGGGACAGCCAUCGCUGCUUUCUACUUCCCCGUGUCUGUGAUGACUAUUCUCUACUGCCGGAUCUACAAAGAGACCCAGAAACGGACAAAAGAUCUGGCAGAGUUGCAGGGGCUCACCACAGGUCAUGUUCCAGAUGGUACCAAACCCCAAAAGACCAUCAUCCACUCCUGUUUUCGUUUCACCAGAGACAGGAGGAAUCAGAACCAGGCCUCCUGGUCUUCGUCCAAUCAAAGCAACGCCACCAGAACUACCAGCAGGUCGGAUGACAGCUGGGCAAAAGUUGACCAGAUCACCUCCUUGAACAGCUAUACAUCAUCAGAAGAGGAGGAGCACCAUAUUUCUAAAGACACCCCACAAGGCUCGUUCAAAGAGCAACAAGGACAAAGCAGUACAAACGGGCAGGCUCCUGACCUCACAGAAGAUCAAUACUUUUCCAGUCCUCAGAAGAAAAGCCAGAGGAAGUCCAUCUCUUAUAAAUUCAAGCCUGGCUCAAAGGGAAAAAGCCCAGCAAGCCCAGCCCCGCAUCCUCCUGAGCAGCUCGAAAAAAAUGCCUCCCCCUCCUCCAGCACCUCAAAACCCAUGGACACUGCCCUAAAGAACCAGAUCACCAAGAGGAAGAGGAUGGUCCUAGUUAAGGAGAAAAAAGCUGCGCAAACUCUGAGUGCCAUCCUCCUUGCAUUCAUCCUGACUUGGACACCGUACAACAUCAUGGUGCUCAUCUCCACCUUCUGUGCUGAUUGCAUUCCCACCUCCCUGUGGCACCUGGGUUACUGGCUGUGCUACGUCAACAGCACCAUCAACCCCAUGUGCUACGCUCUGUGCAACAAGACCUUCCAGAAGACCUUUCGCAUGCUGCUGCUCUGCCAGUGGAGGGCAAGGAGGAGAGGCGAGGACAAGCUGUACUGGAGCGGAGCAAACCCCAACAACAAAGUGACCUGAAGCUUCUGGGCUCACGCUGUUUGUUGGUGAAAAUAAUCAAUGGAACCUGGAGUUCCUUUACAGUCAGAGCUGAAGAGCAGAGGUGUUACAAGUUUCUUGGUUGCAAAAUCAAAUUUGGAGUUUUCAAAAGAUUUCAAAGAAGUUUUGAAGGUGUAAAAACAAUUACUAUGAAGCUGGUAGUUCUUGUUUAUGACUACAUUGCAAGUCUUUAGUAAUGAGCAGGAAAAUAAGUGAAAGGAAAAGAAAGAUGUAUCUGUGUUGGCAACAUACAUCUAUUGACUAUAUUUGAGAACUUGAUUCAGGGACUCCUGCCCCUGGUGCUCCAAACAAGAAGUACCCACUGGAUCCAAAAAACCUAAAUCCCACAGACUUCGAUAUUGCUCAAUCAUUCUAUUUGUCAGAAUAAUCAUUCUUGCCCUGAUACCUUUCUUAUUCUUGUUCUUAAAAAUCAAUUUUUUCCCAUAUUUUUUCUGUAGUUUUAAGUUUUUCAAGUUAUAAACUGACCAAUCAGAUGCCUCAAUAAAAGUAGGUGUUCUCUUGUUA